UAUAACCGGAAGUAAACUCAUGUGGUUAUCAUAGGGUAGUUAUGUACCUUAAGUUCAGUCGUAUCCUGUGAAAUUGAAAUAUAGGGGGACUCAAAGGAUCUUUAUAUCAAGAAAAUCACCGUUCUGAGAAAAGGACUGCCAAAUGAGUUUCUCAUUUCUGAAAAUCUCUGCACUUCUGCAGAAGUACCGAACGCCGGUGUUGCUCGUGAGCUGCGGGGGAGUUUUCACAGCCAACAUUUUCUAUCAUGUUUUUCCAAAUGGGACAUAUAGGAAGCUGUAUCAGGCCUGGAGCAAAGGAGAACCUGCCAGCCUGUCUGAGAAACUGGAGAACACAUUUCAAGCGGUGUUAAAUGAUUGUGGCGUCGGCUCGUCCGAAAACUUCAGUGCCUUUGCCUCCUACGGUUUUCACCCACUUGGUGCUGGCAUUCCCUGGCUACCUUCUGGUGCCCAAGUGGGCAUACCAGCCAAUUUCAACAGCACUCCAGACGACCUAUCUGGCAUCACCAAUCGCACUAUACUCAUAAACGGUAAGGAGGUGGAGUGGGACAGUGAUGUUGGCAGAAGCCUGAAAGAGUCCCUUGUGUUCUCCUCCGAGGCACAGAGGUUUGCCAUCGCACGGGAAGUGCUCCGGUUGGAAUCGGCUGGACCGGUGGUGCAUGCCGCGGUAGGGCCGGCCUGCCUGGUCGGGAUUUGUGUCAACAGCGUGGUGCUUAAGCAUAUCUUUGGACUCCAUGCGGGUCCCAUUCUGGCCAGGGGGCUGGUCAAUUUAGUUGUGGUUGGUUUUGGCGCCGCGUUCUACCUGUUGGCGACGGACGAAGUUAGCCAGUGGAUGGACUACAGGUCAGAUCGGCGCGCAGCCAGCCUCUCCCCUCAGUACACCAAAGGAGGAGUGGAGUUCUACGACAAGAUCAUCUCCCGCAAUAAGACUCUACGGGAGCUGAUGGGAGAGCGAGGGAAGGAGAUCUACGCAGCGAGCGGAAAUCUCUUCCCAUCCAAGAUGUUCAGUCUGAAGCACGCGCCGUACACUGCACGAAGGGAAGGAGUCGCAAACCUUUUAAAGGAACAAAAACUGUAGAGGAAAAAACUCGCCCCGCUCAAACGUGAAGUGUGUAACUUAUUAUUGAAAUUAUUAGCAUUACUGUGUUAUGCUGGUGAUUUUCUGCAUAUAUGAGAGUUCUGUGUAGAACAUGACGUUAUGUUGAAACAUGGAAAAAAAAUCUACAGCAAUUGGCAGGACUCAGCUAUCGUUAGUGUUGGGAAAGAUUUGGUAGAUCUGCCCUUUUUGGGAGUAUGUAUUUUAUAACAAUACUGAUAAGGCAUGAGACGGCUCCUUUGUGUGUCACAGUUGUUCUUGUGAUCUGAGUUGUUACACCAAAUGGGUUUUUAAAAAUUCCCCUUCAACGACAAUAAAGUUUUUAAGCAACUAAA
Molecule: messenger RNA, 1428 nt
Organism: Sardina pilchardus (European sardine)
Lineage: Eukaryota; Metazoa; Chordata; Actinopteri; Clupeiformes; Clupeidae
Gene: tmem177
Product: transmembrane protein 177
Exons: 2
Coding region: 143-1075 (310 amino acids)
Cellular component (GO): membrane
Source: RefSeq, a predicted model, not a curated record